Molecule: messenger RNA, 1377 nt
Organism: Penicillium odoratum
Lineage: Eukaryota; Fungi; Ascomycota; Eurotiomycetes; Eurotiales; Aspergillaceae
Product: SUMO protease ULP1
Exons: 2
Coding region: 1-1377 (458 amino acids)
Biological process (GO): protein desumoylation
Cellular component (GO): nucleus
Molecular function (GO): deSUMOylase activity
Source: RefSeq, a predicted model, not a curated record
AUGAAGAAUUACAACAUCUUCUCCCUUUCAUUCUGGCGUAAGCCAUCGACGACUUCCUCAAAAGAUGCGACUGUCUCUGUUGCUCCCGAGAACCAGCUCCAAGCUAGCAGGGCCUGGCAAUCGCCUACAAAGGAGGACUCCAAAGAAGUGCCCUCUCUGCCCCUUCCCGGCGCAUUCCCCUCAUCACCUUCUUUAUCCCCGCGACUUGCGCCAAUCGAGCGCGUGGAGGACGAUGUACCAACACAGGAGCUCGAUCGUAUGGAGAUCGACGUUCCCUCCAUACCGGAACUGCACACCGAUCUUGGGUCUCACCUUCGCCCAGCAAGACGACCGAGAGCAUCGAUACUAGCGCCCGCCCAAGCCCCGCAUUCUCUGACCAUUAUACAACAGAGGCAAGAUGACGUACACGAGGACCUCAUGGACAUCGAGGAUCCAUGGGCGCAGCAAUCCAUGACCUACGAAAAGUUCCCUUUUGGUCGACCUGUCUCCGCUGUACAAUUGGUUCAUCCUCAAAAAAAGCCACUUCCGAUCAACCGCACAGCAUCAAUCUAUGCGUCAGAAUGGGAGAAGCGGGAGCGAAAAAGAAUCGCAGAAGAAGGCGAAGCAGGGCGCCCGGCAAGAAUCAGACCUCAGGGAGAAUGUGUGCGCCCGUUGUCGUGGGACUGGGUUGAUAGGGUUACAAGAGCCAUGAACAGUUCCGGCGCGGUGGCCCGGACUCUCUCCGGUGAUGACUUAUACCAGAGAGACAUUGCAACUUGCUAUAAACCGCUUGCCUGGCUCAACGAUGAGAUGAUUAAUUCCUACCUUUCCGUGAUAUUGCAAUAUCUGCAACAAUCGGCAGGAAACGCGGCUCCAAAUGAGCGACCUCGGUAUCAUGCUUUCAAUAGCUUCUUCUAUUCCAGCCUUCGAGAUAAGGGAUAUGACGGCGUGCGUCGAUGGGCCAAACGGGCCAAAAUUAAUGGCGAGGGGCUGUUAGAAGUUGAUACAGUCUUUAUUCCUGUCCAUGAAUCCAGUCAUUGGACUCUGCUGGUAGUUCGACCGUUGGAUCGAACAAUUGAAUACUUUGAUUCCCUGGGAGGACGUGGGGUACGCCAAAUGAAAAUGAUCAAAACUUGGCUGCAUGGAGAGCUUGGAGCGAAGUUUGUUGACUCCGAGUGGAGUUUCCUCCCUUCGGUUUCAUCUUUCCAAGAUAAUGGCAGCGAUUGCGGCGUCUUUCUUUUGACAAAUGCGAAGGCAGUUGCCUUAAAUAUCGAGCCCACGGCAUUUGGAGCUAAUGAUACUGCAUUAUUGCGAAAAAAGAUCGUGGCAGAGAUCAUGAAUGGUGGCCUUCAUGGCGAGUUCAGUCCGAUCGAUAAGACCGGAGCUGUUCGACUCUGA